Messenger RNA from Erigeron canadensis, 1506 nucleotides. Its product is annotated as probable purple acid phosphatase 20. Bases 32 to 1321 code for a protein of 429 amino acids. NCBI's taxonomy places the organism in Eukaryota, Viridiplantae, Streptophyta, Magnoliopsida, Asterales, Asteraceae. Gene Ontology annotation, molecular function: metal ion binding; acid phosphatase activity. The record is from RefSeq and is a predicted model, not a curated record. The transcript is spliced from 5 exons.
CUGAUCGUCUCCAAACUCCAAUAUUAGCGCCAUGGGUGUCACCGGAAAAGCAGCAUAUCAUCUCUUCACAUUAUUGUUCGUCUUCUUUGUAGGAGUGAUCACCUAUGCUGAUGACUAUGCCCGGCCUCCGGCAGGCCGGUCCCUUUUUGUACCAGUGUCCGAAAAUCAUAGUAAAACUUCUCCCCAACAGGUACAUAUAUCGUUAUCUGGUAACGAUAAAAUGAGAAUAUCGUGGAUUACUGAUGAUACGACUCCAUCUACUGUCAAGUAUGGAAAAUCUCAAGGGAAUCUUCUAACUUCUUUAAAUGGGACGAGUUCUACGUACAAAUACCUCAUAUACAAGUCUGGUCAAAUACACGAUGUGGUGAUUGGUCCAUUGGAACCGAGUACCACAUAUUACUACAAAUGUGGCCUUGAUUCAAGUCCCGAGCAUAGUUUCCGAACUCCCCCGGCUCAGUUUCCUAUUAGUUUUGCGGUUUCAGGAGAUUUAGGACAAACCGAAUGGACAAAAUCGACCCUCCAUCAUAUCAAAAAAACCGAUUACGAUGUUUUACUACUCCCUGGUGACCUAUCAUAUGCUGAUUAUUUCCAACCAUUCUGGGACUCGUUUGGCCGCUUGGUUGAGCCAUUAGCAAGCCAACGACCGUGGAUGGUGACUCAAGGCAACCACGAGGUUGAAAGAAUUCCUAUCAUCCACAAAGAGAAGUUUUCCGCUUACAAUGCUAGAUGGCAUAUGCCUUUUGAAGAGAGUGGUUCCAAUUCCAACUUAUACUAUUCUUUUGAAGUUGUUGGUGUCCAUGUGAUCAUGCUUGGAUCCUACACGGACUUUGGACCAGACUCAAGCCAAUACAAAUGGCUCGAGUCUGAUUUGAAAAAGGUUGAUAGGAAACGAACCCCUUGGUUGUUUGUUCUUGUUCAUGCUCCUUGGUAUAAUUCAAAUACGGCCCAUCAAGGAGAGAAAGAAAGCACUGAUAUGAGGGAUUCGAUGGAAACCUUGCUUUAUAAUGCUCGUGUUGACAUAGUUUUCGCCGGUCAUGUUCAUGCAUACGAACGCUUUACACGCGUAUACAAACAAGAAGCUGAUAAAUGUGGUCCAGUGCAUAUUACUAUCGGGGAUGGAGGCAACCGUGAAGGUCUAGCUUCAAAGUACAAUGAUCCCCAACCAAAAAUAUCGGUGUUUAGGGAGGCAAGUUUUGGGCAUGGACACUUGCGGGUGAUGAAUGAGAGUCACGCACAAUGGAUAUGGCAUAGAAAUGAUAAUGCUCAACCAGACUUGACAUGGUUCACUAGUCUUGCUUCCGAUCCUGCUUGUGUGGUUUAGACCAAUUAACAUGCAUGUGUUAAGUGAAUUAACCGGCCGUCCAUCUUGUCAUUUGGCGCGCAUACAAGUAUAUAUAUAUAUAGCAACCUGACGGAACCAAAUUAAUAAUACAUAGGGUACAUAAAUCUAUCUAAAGUUGUUGGGUUUCAAAUCGAUCAAUCGAAUUCUAAUAAAUUAUACGAGUA